Amphimedon queenslandica is the source of this 558-nucleotide messenger RNA. RefSeq names its product gamma-aminobutyric acid type B receptor subunit 2-like. Gene Ontology annotation, cellular component: G protein-coupled receptor heterodimeric complex; membrane. The record is from RefSeq and is a predicted model, not a curated record. The transcript has 5 exons. The annotation marks the transcript as partial. Gene Ontology annotation, molecular function: G protein-coupled GABA receptor activity. Gene Ontology annotation, biological process: G protein-coupled receptor signaling pathway; gamma-aminobutyric acid signaling pathway. NCBI's taxonomy places the organism in Eukaryota, Metazoa, Porifera, Demospongiae, Haplosclerida, Niphatidae.
CUUUAGCACUCUUGUCUCAUUUCGUAAUGUUGGUGAAUCAUUGGGACAAUUAAUGAGAGAGUUUGGAUGGAGACAAAUGUCAAUCAUUGCACAAGAUGACCACCUUUUGUUCAGUAGAGUGACUGAUGAGCUAGCCAGUGUUAUUUUUAAAAAUGAAGGGUGGAUAUUAGACAGAUAUGAUGUCUUAUCAGGACAUAACCCUCUUCCUUUCUUUGACAGAAGUGAGGCCCAGAAAUUCAGAAUUAUUCACAUUAAUGCAUAUCCUGAUAUUGCUUAUCCAGUGUUGUGUGAGGCAUAUUAUAGAGGAAUGUUUGGUUCUAAGUAUCUAUGGAUACUCCCAUUAUGGUAUAAUGCUGGCUGGUGGAGGUCUAAUAGUCCUUCAUCUUCUAAUAAUGAAUCAUGUACUGAUGAAAUUAUGAUUCAAGUUAUAGAUGGGAGUUUAGGCUUAGUUCCUGAUGGAUAUUUGACACUUCAGAACAAAUCAAUUGUUACAUUUUCUGGUCUGACUUCAGUUGUGUAUCUUUCAAACUACACUGAUCUACUUACAAAUGAGCCUAU